Messenger RNA from Saccharomyces eubayanus, 927 nucleotides. RefSeq names its product Sut1p (gene SUT1). The transcript has a single exon. The record is from RefSeq and is a predicted model, not a curated record. Lineage: Eukaryota; Fungi; Ascomycota; Saccharomycetes; Saccharomycetales; Saccharomycetaceae. Gene Ontology annotation, molecular function: zinc ion binding; DNA-binding transcription factor activity, RNA polymerase II-specific. Bases 1 to 927 code for a protein of 308 amino acids. Gene Ontology annotation, biological process: regulation of DNA-templated transcription.
AUGUCCACAAGCAUCACGGUGAGGAACAGAGACCGGUCCCUGCCACCCCUAUUAUUGCCCAGUGUUUCCUUGUUGGAAAAGGAUUUAUGUCGUGGAGGUGCCCAGAAUGUAGGCAUAACUGAUCCAGAACUCUCAUCAGCCAUUUGGACAAGAAAACGGGCUCCCCCGUCUGACGAACUCGCUCCCAACUUAGCAAACAAUUCAAUAUUCCGAGCCAAGAGGCUAAAAUCUGCUACUAUGGACGUGAACAGGUAUGCUAUGGGUAUCGCCACGAUAACGCCUCCGCCAACAAUACCCGUCAGCGCCAUCGUCUCUUCCUCGCAAAAUUGCAUUUCCUCUUUCGAAUACCAAAACCAUGCUCUUGCCUCUAUCGGCAAUGAAGACGGCAAUGCGACCACCACUACAAUGUCCAUGACCUCUCGCUCCACCAGUAACUCUACCAUUUCCUCCACAGCAUCCACUGGCUCGAAUUCAAAAAGGCAAAGAAGCGGUCCAAGUUGCGACAAGUGUCGUUUGAAAAAAAUAAAAUGCAAUGCUAAAAUUGAAAUCUUGCUCCAAGACGACUCCAUGAUACCAUUGAUCUCGGACAAGCUACGUUACAUUUUGACUCCCAACGAUAUUCAACUGCAUAAAGGCACUCUACUGCAAAACAUAACCCUACCAGACGAUGUAAUCGAGGGGACCAGCUCACGGAAGCUGAUCAAGCAUAUUGAUAAGCUGGUUCUGCUCACGCCUUGUUUGCCAUGUACCAAGAAAAAACACGCCCAUUCUUCCUCUUCUUCCACCUUUUCAAAAAAUGUUAAUUGCACAUUUUCGAAAGGCUUCACCAGAGCCGACAUAAAUGUUUCAUCUAAAAUCUCUUCAAAAUUCAAAGAUAAAACCAUAUACGACAUAACUUAUGAUGACUACAAAACCACAAAUCUGUAA